UUCCGGUUUCCGGCUGACAAAAUGGCGGCCAGCUUUGCAAUUUUGUUUUUUUUUUGCUCGAUAACGUAAUGACGACGAAUAAUCAGUCGUGUUUUCUCGAUGCAUAUAUUAGACUCCAGUGUUAAAAGCUAUGGUUUGUGUUGUCAAAGACAAACCGAGACCCGUUGCUGUGUUUCUUCUAGAUAAACCAGAUGUGGGAUGGACCAAGUGAUCGGCAUCUGAGGUGCUUACCGUGCAGGAAGGAGUUGGGUGUCCUCUGGCAAACUCAUGGAGCCUCGGUCCAGAGUCGGAAACUGGACAGAACCUCCGGCCGCUGAAAAGGAGGUGGAGAGGAAAUCCUGCUGCCGCGAAGAACAAUAGAAGAUAGAUCUGGAAAGAGAGAAAAGAGUCCAGUUAAGGACGUGAGAGGAUGCGGGAUGGCGUCUCUGCUGCUGCCGCCGCCGCCCGAAACCACGCGCGACCUCCAUUAAAUGCUCACACCCCCGAAGCGCCAUGGCUGUUGACGCGGCGUCCAGUUUCAGCUUCUGCCGGCCGGCCGUGGAGUACAGAGCUCUGCCAGACGACUUUAAGCAGCAGCUGAGUCGGCGGACCGGCGGCAACCUGACCUGGCACGACGGUCGCGGACAGAAGGCGGCGGGAGGCCGGCCGGUCAAGCUGCUGCAGCGGCCGGGAACGGAGGCCCGUCAGUCUCGUUCGUGUGACAAUUACAGCAUAUACAACACCAGCCCGGCACAGCCGAGCUUGGUCCGACCCGUGGUGCUGUGGACGCAGCAAGACGUUUGCAAAUGGCUGAAGAAGCACUGCCCGCGCAACUACUUGGCCUACGUCGAGGCCUUCUCCAAUCACGCCAUCACAGGGCGGGUGCUGCUCCGACUGAACGGCGACAAGCUGACGAGGAUGGGACUGGUCCAAGAGACGCUGAGGCAGGACCUGCUCCAGCAAGUUCUUCAGCUGCAAGUUCAGGAGGAGGGACGCAACCUGCAACUGCUCAGCAGAGGUCAAGGGUUCUUCGAAAAGAGACCGUUAGCAACAGCCAGAAAUGUGGACACUUCAAGUCCCGCUUGUGAGAGUGGGACAUUCUGUGGCGGCGUAUUGCACCGACCAGCCGCACAGUACACAGGUGUUGAUCGAUUUAAAUAA
This is a messenger RNA of Syngnathoides biaculeatus (alligator pipefish), 1140 nucleotides long. RefSeq names its product sterile alpha motif domain-containing protein 10-like. Gene Ontology annotation, molecular function: protein binding. The record is from RefSeq and is a predicted model, not a curated record. The coding region runs from base 493 to 1140 and encodes 215 amino acids. Gene Ontology annotation, biological process: cell surface receptor protein tyrosine kinase signaling pathway. Gene Ontology annotation, cellular component: cytoplasmic side of plasma membrane. The transcript is spliced from 8 exons. Lineage: Eukaryota; Metazoa; Chordata; Actinopteri; Syngnathiformes; Syngnathidae.